AUGGGUAAAGCCAAGAAAGAAAAGAACAGAAUUUCUAAAGAACAAAAUAAAAAUGGGGGUGGUCCGGCGAAAGGUAACCUGAAAGUAAAGGGUGAGAAUUUUUAUCGGGAUGCUAAACAAGUGAAGUUUGUUAAUAUGCUCAAGGGAGGAAAGCCGACUAGAAAUUCUAAAGGAAAGAUCGUUAAGGAGGCACCUUUUCAGAGUAAAUUGGCCCUUGCUGCUAAAGUGCAACCGGAUAGGCGAUGGUUCGGGAACACUAGAGUCAUUGGACAAAAGGAAUUGGAGGCUUUUCGAGAAAGUCUCGGUUCAAAAGUCAAUGAUCCAUAUCAAGUGUUACUUCGACAGAAUAAAUUACCCAUGAGUUUAUUAUCCGAUGCAUCAAAGGUAUCGCGAAUGCACAUGGUUGACACAGAGCCAUUUUCUGAUACAUUUGGUCCAAAGGCGCAAAGAAAACGACCAAAGUUGAAAGUUGAUUCAUUGGAAGAUUUAGCAGCUAGUACAACUGAAUUAUUAGAAAAUUAUGAUGACAAGAAUGAUCCAUCACUAUUGUCUAAUAAUGUAACUGAUUGGAUCGACGAAGCUAGGGAUAGCGUAUUCUCCAAAGGUCAAUCCAAGCGUAUCUGGAAUGAGUUAUAUAAGGUUAUAGAUUCAUCAGAUGUUGUUAUUCACGUUUUGGAUGCACGGGAUCCAAUUGGUACGCAAUGUAAAAACGUCGUAAAAUAUAUAAAAAAGGAUGUUGGUCAUAAACAUUUGGUUUUCCUGUUAAAUAAAUGCGAUCUGGUCCCAACUUGGGUUACGGCAAAAUGGGUUUCGAUAUUAUCAAAGGAAUAUCCGACUUUAGCAUUUCAUGCUAGUAUAAAUAAUUCUUUUGGUAAGGGAUCCUUGAUACAAUUAUUAAGGCAAUUUUCCGCUUUACAUUCGGACAAGAAGCAAAUUAGUGUCGGGUUUAUUGGUUACCCAAACACUGGAAAAAGCUCAAUCAUAAACACUUUAAGAAACAAAAAAGUGUGUAACGUUGCUCCGAUCCCUGGUGAAACGAAGGUAUGGCAAUACAUCACGUUAAUGAAACGUAUCUAUUUAAUAGAUUGUCCGGGAAUUGUACCACCAUCAUUGGAAGACAGCGAAACAGAUAUUGUACUUAAAGGAGUUGUACGCGUUGAAAAUCUAAAAACUCCCGAAGAUUACAUUCAAAAAAUACUAGAAAUAGUACGAAAAGAAUAUAUACAACGUACUUAUGAAGUACGUGAAUGGACAGACCAUGUAGAUUUUCUUGCGCGAUUAGCACAAAAAUAUGGUAAAUUAUUAAAAAAGGGCGAACCUGAUUUGGGCACCGUAUCUAAAAUGGUUCUGAAUGAUUGGCUACGUGGUAAAAUACCAUAUUUUACCCCCCCUCCACGAAAUGAUGAUGACGUUGAUGAGAUUAAACAUGCCGAGCAAGUUAAAGAGGAGGAAGAGGUUGCCGAGAAAAUUUCUGAUAAUUCAAAGAAUAAAGUUCAAGAAGAUAAGGAUAUACCUGAUUGGGAUGAGAUAUUUGAAAGUGUGGUUGGUGAAGAAGUGUCUAGCAUUAUGAACGCCAAAGUUGAGAAUGCUAACCAAGAUGAUGAUGCCGAAACAUUAGCCGAUGAAGAUAUAAAGGAGUCAUCGCACAAAGGAAAGAAUAAGGCUGAAAAUGUAAUAAAUAAGUCAAAAAAGAACAAGCGUGAUAAAAGAAAAGGGACACAUGAUGACGAUGAAGUAACAAUAUCCAAAAAAGAACCGCGUAUGAAAACUAAUAAGAGAAAGAUUGGGGUGCAUUUUUAUGAAACUGCUAAUGUCAAAAAUCGAAAUAGAAAGAAAGUUAAGCCGCAAGAUAUUACAAAGUUAGCUAAAAAAUUUAAAAAUAUGGGGAAUAAAAAAUAA
Messenger RNA from Funneliformis mosseae, 1899 nucleotides. NCBI's taxonomy places the organism in Eukaryota, Fungi, Glomeromycota, Glomeromycetes, Glomerales, Glomeraceae. The record is from the annotation of a GenBank genome assembly.